Messenger RNA from Austrofundulus limnaeus, 1257 nucleotides. It is a transcript of the gene sirt4, whose product is annotated as sirtuin 4. The transcript is spliced from 4 exons. Gene Ontology annotation, molecular function: histone deacetylase activity, NAD-dependent; NAD+ binding. The record is from RefSeq and is a predicted model, not a curated record. Gene Ontology annotation, cellular component: mitochondrial matrix. Bases 214 to 1134 code for a protein of 306 amino acids. NCBI's taxonomy places the organism in Eukaryota, Metazoa, Chordata, Actinopteri, Cyprinodontiformes, Rivulidae.
AUAUGUCACAACGAAAGGCGAUCGGAUAUAUCGGUCUUUUAUACUGAAGUGGGUGGAGCCUCAACUCCCAGAUUGCAGCGUGGCAGUGUUUGGUGUUGCAUUGAAAUAAGUACUUCCUGUUAGGCUAACAACGUUUCCGCGUUUUAUCGGUAUGUGAGCGCUUCGUUGCUUUUAACACAAAAAACGGUUGAAACGUACAACUUCAGCCUUGCAAUGAGACUGCCGUGGCGGGCAGUUCCUCCAACUAGGACAGCCUCCUCGGUCCCUGCGGGGAAACCGAACUUCGUCCCCGCCUGCAGCUCCACGGACGCCCCCUCCCUGGAGCUGCUGCGGGACUUCGUGGCCCGAGCCCGGCGAAUGUUCGUCAUCACCGGAGCGGGUCUCUCCACCGAGUCGGGCAUCCCGGACUACCGCUCGGAAGGGGUCGGGCUCUACGCACGCACGGACAGGCGACCCAUGCAGCACGCGGAGUUCACCCGCAGCGACAAGUCCCGCCAGCGGUACUGGGCCAGGAACUUUGUCGGGUGGCCGCAGUUCUCCUCCCACCAGCCGAACCGGGGGCACAGGGUGCUACGGAGCUGGGAGGACGGGGAGAAGCUGCACUGGCUGCUCACUCAGAAUGUGGAUUCUCUGCAUUCAAAAGCAGGACAGAAGCGGCUCACGGAGCUCCACGGCUGCUCCCACAGAGUGGUGUGCCUGGGUUGUGGCGACAUCACAGCGAGGGAGGACCUACAGAAACGAUUCAUCUCUCUAAACCCGGCGUGGAGAGUUCAGGCGGGCGCCGUGGCUCCGGACGGCGACGUCCUCCUAGAAGAGGAGCAGGUCCUCGGCUUCAGAGUCGCCCCSUGCGAGCGCUGUGGUGGGAUACUGAAGCCAGACGUUACGUUUUUCGGCGACACCGUCAACAGAGCGACGGUCCAGUUCGUCCACGACCGACUGGCAGAGUCAGACUCCGUGCUGGUUGUAGGAUCGUCCUUACAGGUGUACUCGGGAUAUAGGUUUUUACUGGCGGCGAGCGACAGAAAGAUGCCAGUGGCCAUUCUGAACAUCGGACCCACCAGAGCAGACCACCUGGCUGAGCUGAAAGUGAGCGGCCGCUGUGGUGACGUGCUGUCAGAACUUCAGCCUCUCUGACACUGCGAUGAAACCUCCAGGUGCACUGGAGGAUGUUUUCAGCAGGGCUUCUCAAGCCAUUUGGUCUGGGGACCCCUUAUAAGGGCAAAAAAACUUUCCAGGGACCCCCUCAUAAACCCCAUA